UAUAGUUUUGAGACAUCAGAACCUAAAUGCCAAAGACAUCUAUGACGACACACUUACUAGUGUUGUUUCUUGCAGUGGUGGUUCUCACCACUUCUUCCAGUGCUAAUUAUCAAUAUGGGAAGCCACCUCCUAUUGAGAAGCCACCUUAUCAAAAGCCUCCUCCCAUCGUGAAACCACCCCCAGAACACAAGCCACCAACCCCAGUCUAUGAAAAGCCUCCUCCUAUCAUUAAGCCACCCCCAGAGCACAAGCCACCCACCCCAGUCUAUGAAAAGCCUCCUCCUGUCGUGAAGCCACCCCCCGAGCACAAGCCACCAGCCCCAGUCUAUGAAAAGCCCCCUCCCGUCGUGAAGCCACCCCCCGAGCACAAGCCUCCAACCCCAGUUUAUGAAAAGCCCCCUCCCGUCGUGAAGCCACCCCCCGAGCACAAGCCACCAACCCCAGUUUAUGAAAAGCCCCCUCCCGUCGUGAAGCCACCCCCCGAGCACAAGCCCCCAACCCCAGUUUAUGAAAAGCCCCCUCCCGUCGUGAAGCCACCCCCCGAGCACAAGCCACCCACUCUUCCUCCCAUUGUAGAGGCACCGCCAAAGCACCCGCCAUUGCCACCUUAUGGUCAUGACUAUCCAGGACACCCUCCAGUCGAGAAGGGUCAAGACCCCCACAAACCACCCCAGAAGGUUUUGCCUCCUCCAGCACCGUACAAGAAGCCACCUACCAAUGCCUAACCUGGCCCUCCAGCCUUCAUCACCUAUUAAAUAAGAGCGUAGCAGUACUCAUGAUUAUGCGUCCUAGCUUGUGUCAUGUUCUGUUCGUCUAUAGCUAGCGGAUGAUUGCUCAAUUCACAUUGCUCAUUAAUUACAGUCUUGCUUCUACUUCUAACUGCUGAGCAUAUCCGAAUUUCUAGUUUAAUGCAGUGAAUUUCAUCUUCA
Molecule: messenger RNA, 929 nt
Organism: Juglans microcarpa x Juglans regia
Lineage: Eukaryota; Viridiplantae; Streptophyta; Magnoliopsida; Fagales; Juglandaceae
Product: early nodulin-75-like
Exons: 2
Coding region: 27-725 (232 amino acids)
Source: RefSeq, a predicted model, not a curated record